AUGACCAUUACACAACAGUAUAGAAGAGUGACAAUAGCAAACGUCUUCUCAUAUACCUUUAUACUGCUGCUGUUGUCUAACAAGUUGUCCCAGAUAAACACUCAAUUUACAGCUGAAAGUAUCCUUAAUGACAAAAUUAAUGACCAGAAGAUAUCACAGUUAUUCAAGGAGAAAGCAGAGGAAAGCACUUCGAAAGAUAUUGUAGAUUUACUACAGCUUGUUGAAAUCGACAAAGCCGAUAGACAUGAAGUAACACGUCAAUAUGGUUUCUGUCCUACAUCUGCUGAUAAUACAGACACAGCUUAUUCAUAUCAUCGAGGGGAUAAAUUAAAAAUACCUGCAGAGAAAGCAUUCCAUCUCCCAUUUCCUCAGGACUUUUCUAUCCUUACAACUGUACGUCUACGUCAUGAAAAAAAUCAAAAGAUAUUUGAUUUAACAAAUGAAAAAGGAGAAACUAUGUUGGCUGUAUCAGUGGGAAACACUAUUGCACUGCAUUAUCAACUGUCAGGCAAUUCAUUUCUUCUUCUAGAAUUUUUAGGAGUUAGACUGAAUCUUCUAAGAUGGCAUCGAAUUGCAUUCAGUAUUAAGGGUGAUUCAGUAACUUUACUUGUUGACUGUAAAGUUAUCAUGUCAAAAUUACUCAACAGAACAGUUACUGGUGAUUUGAAAUUUGGUAAAGGCAUGCUGUAUAUUCUACAAGAUAAGAUUGGUCAACCUAGUUUCACUGGUGCGGUUGAACAAUUGUUAAUCAUUCCAACGCCCAGUGCAGCAUACGAUCAGUGUAACAUUUAUUCUUCAUGUAAUGAAAUUAGCAAAGAUAAUGAAGAAAUGCAGCUCCAAGAGCCAUAUCCAUAUGAACAAACAAGAAAUUUUGGUCCUCAAGGUGAAAAAGGCGAAGUUGGUCCAAAGGGUGAAAAAGGUCAACCUGGACGAGAUGGUCGUAGUGGGAUUCCUGGAGCUCCAGGUUUGCCAGGUGUACCAAGUCAUAUACUAAUGAUGCCAUUACCAAGUUUUGGAAAGAAUGAAUUGAGUCGUAUGGCCAGUUUUAGAACAACAGUACAACAGGCUGUAAUGAUGUUGAAAGGAAGUCGAGGUCAACAAGGUAUGACUGGUCUUCCUGGAAUACAAGGUCCAUCUGGUCCAAGAGGUUCAAAAGGUGAUCAAGGAAUUAUUGGAGAACCAGGCUUUAUGGGUCCAACAGGUUUAAGAGGCCCACCAGGUCCAGUUGGUCCACGUGGAAGACCAGGUAUUGAUGGUGAGAUUGGAGCAAGUGGUUUGGUGGGUCCAAAGGGACUACCUGGGCUGCCAGGGCUACCAGGUCUUCCUGGUCACAGAGGUCAUAAAGGAGAGAUUGGACCACGUGGUGUCAAAGGAGAUGUUGGACAACGAGGAGCGCCGGGUCCUUAUGGACGAGACGGUGAAGUAGGUCCUUCAGGAGAACCUGGUUCCGCUGGACUACAGGGUCCUAUGGGAGCAGUUGGACCAGCUGGUUUACGUGGAUUACCAGGACGUUCGGGACCGAAUGGGCUUAAAGGUGAACUAGGAGAUGCAGGUGAAACGGGUCCUCCUGGUCCACAAGGGCCAGUAGGACCACCAGGUGUACCUGGACCACAAGGUAUACGUGGAUUAACUGGACAGCCAGGAGCACGAGGAGCUCCCGGAGUAACGGGUUUACCAGGCAGUCCUGGGAUGAUUGGGAAUCCUGGACCACAAGGUAAUGCUGGUCCUAAAGGAGAACCGGGAUUAAUGGGAGAACCAGGAGACACUGGGCCAGUUGGGGCACCAGGAUACAAAGGAGAUCGCGGGCCUCGUGGUUUGCCUGGACCUAAAGGAACUCAAGGAUUACAUGGCCUCACUGGGGUUCGUGGAGACAGAGGUGAAAAAGGCUCGAAAGGAGAGCGUGGCCUUCCUGGACCAAGAGGUAGUGAAGGUCCCGUAGGAAUUAAAGGUGAACCCGGCCUACCUGGUGAAAUUGGCCCACGAGGACUUGAAGGACAAAAGGGUAAUGAAGGUGCACGUGGAAGUGCAGGAUAUCCUGGUGGUCCAGGUCCAAAAGGUUCUGUUGGACCAAUAGGUGCGAUUGGAAGUCCAGGUGAAAAAGGUGAUCCAGGUCAUAUGGGACCAGUUGGUUUGAAUGGACCUGUUGGACCACGUGGAGCACCUGGGCCACGUGGAGCUCCAGGGCAGUCUGGACCAGUUGGAUUCAAGGGCGACGAAGGGCCUGCAGGACCUACUGGUCCUCCAGGAGCUGCUGGACCCCAAGGACCUAGAGGUACACCUGGAUUUGUGGGAGUUCCAGGUCCUCCAGGUUUACCAGGUAGACCAGGGCCACCAGGACUUUUAGGCGAUCGAGGUGAACCUGGUGAGCCAGGAAUACCUGGAGAAAUUGGACCCAUAGGUAUGGUUGGUGUACCAGGACAAGUGGGAGAACAAGGAGCUCCAGGCGUUCCCGGGAAACCUGGUGUAGAGGGAAUCGAAGGAGAACAGGGUGAAAAAGGUGCAAAAGGUGCUGCUGGUCCUCCAGGUCCUAGUGGCCCUGUUGGACUACGAGGAACCCGUGGUCCACCUGGCCCACCUGGAGAUGCUGGGGCGAAGGGAGAUGAAGGUCGUGCAGGCCCCUCUGGGAGCGUUGGUGAUAAAGGCGAUAGAGGUCCUCCUGGACCUCACGGACCACCUGGUCCUAUAGGACCGGUAGGACCACAAGGAUUACCAGGAAGUCAAGGAGAGCCUGGUGAUAAAGGUGCUCGUGGUCCACCUGGUCCAGUUGGUGAACAAGGUGAAAAGGGUGUUCAAGGAUUAAUAGGCAAACCUGGUUUACGUGGACCAGCAGGAGCAGAUGGCGAACAAGGAGAUCAAGGAAGCCCAGGUCCGCAAGGUGCCAAGGGAGAUAGAGGUGAAGCGGGGGAACAAGGUUCUCCAGGCCAGCAAGGAGCAGUAGGAUCGCCAGGUCCUCAAGGUAUGGUCGGAGAACCAGGAGAGGUUGGACAAACUGGCGUUGCAGGUCCGAAGGGCAUAGAAGGUAAAGUAGGGCCGCCGGGACCACUGGGACCUACUGGAGUGCAAGGCUCGCCUGGUCCAAGUGGUCCACGUGAAGGCCCGGUUGGAUUUCCUGGACCUGUUGGUUUGGCUGGAGCUCCAGGUAAAAUGGGAAUACCUGGUGUUACUGGUCCUUCGGGAUUACCGGGAUUGAAGGGAGAACAAGGAAAACCAGGUGCACGGGGGGAACAAGGUGUACAAGGAAGUAUCGGACCUGUCGGACCAAAAGGUAUGAAAGGAUCACUUGGACGACCAGGCCGACAAGGUCAACCUGGUCCUGCUGGACCCCCUGGAAUAGUUGGAGAACCCGGCAUGCAGGGUCCACAAGGCCCAAUGGGUCCAGUGGGUGCACCAGGACUGUCAGGUGAACCUGGGGCUGCAGGUCCACCAGGCAAAGAUGGUGUUCGAGGAUCUGUCGGCCCAGAAGGUAUAUUCGGAGAUGACGGCCCUCCAGGGUCACCUGGACCAGUUGGUGUCCCCGGUGUUCAAGGUCCUGCUGGAACUGCUGGUGAAACCGGGGCUACUGGAGACCCAGGAGACCGAGGGCCUCCUGGUCCAAUAGGAUCACCUGGGGAACGUGGACUACCGGGAGUUAUGGGUCCUGAAGGACAAAUUGGUCCACAGGGGCCUGAAGGAGAGCAGGGACCUCAAGGACCACCAGGAGUUGCUGGACCAAAGGGAAAUGCCGGUAAAACUGGAUCACCAGGUCCAAUUGGUCCAAAAGGAGAAGCUGGUCCUAAAGGAGUGGGAGGUAAUCCUGGAACUGUUGGUCCACCGGGACCUAAGGGUGAGCAAGGUAGCAUGGGGGAUCCUGGACCAGUUGGAAAACAAGGUGAAAUGGGAGAGCAUGGAGACCAGGGUCCGCCUGGCUCACGGGGACCAAACGGUGAUGAGGGUGAAUCUGGGCCUCCAGGUCCAACAGGUCCAGCAGGACCACCUGGCUUACAGGGUCCUCGAGGAGAGCAGGGACAUCCAGGUGAUCCUGGUCCAAUGGGUAAACAAGGACCUCAAGGUCAAGUGAAAAUUACCAACAGUGGAGAAAAAUUAUUGAUGAGACACCGACGAUCAGCUGUUACGGCAACUGAAGAAACAUUAGAAGAAAUCAAUAAAAAUAUAUUUGGUCGUGUUGAUGCAUUAAAUAAGAAAGUACGAUCAAGACGUUAUGCAACUGGUUUAACUCCACAGAAUCCAGCACGAACGUGUAAAGAUGUCAGAUUGACGAAUAAAUUCGCUGAGAACGAUACCUAUUGGAUUGAUCCAAAUGAAGGUUCAAACAAGGAUGCAAUUAAAGCCAAGUGUACAUUUUACGAUGAUGGAACUGUUGAAACGUGCGUAGAUUCAAGUAUGGACCAGGGUAUACUGGUCACAUACUUGAAACCAUUACCAAGUGACAGUGAGUGGCAAAGUCACUUAAGAGUGAUGAAUUCCACAAUGCCAUUAGAUUUACACAAUUAUGGAAGUCAUUCACAAGUUAAUAUGUUACGUAUACAGCAUAGAUAUGCAUCACAAGAGCUUGAAUUUCUUUGUGAUGGAACAGAAAUUUACGGUUCAUGGAAUCCACGUAUAGGUCAAUCUAAUUUCGAUAAGGCGACAGCUUUGUUAGCUCAUAAUGAACGUAUGCUUGACUUGACAUCUGGUGAAAGAUUAGGUCCUGGAAAAUAUCAUAUGGAUAAACGUAAUUAUCGAAAUAAUUUGGAUCGUGUGGAUACAAGUAUCAUAGUUGAAUAUGAUGGAUGUCAAUAUCUAUCAAAGGGUGCAGCAACAAAAUUAUUGAUUGAAACAAAAGAUUUAGAAGUUUUACCAAUUAUUGACUUUAAAGUUCGUAAUUUCGAUAAACAAGGCACUUGUUCACUAAGUGUUAAUAUUGGUGCUGUAUGCUAUCGUACUUAAAAAUUAACAAUCUAAAUUCAAUAGGAUAAAGAGAAGGAUAAAUAACAAACAAAACUGAAUAGAAGAGAAUGUUCAAUGUUCAAUGU
This is a messenger RNA of Heterobilharzia americana, 5012 nucleotides long. The record is from the annotation of a GenBank genome assembly. Lineage: Eukaryota; Metazoa; Platyhelminthes; Trematoda; Strigeidida; Schistosomatidae.